AUGGAUUCUUCCGUCAAACCCCCAGGCUACAAUCGCUAUGCUGAAGACUUCCUCUCAGCAGUGAACGGCCCCUCAUCUUCUAAUUACUCACAUCCUCCGCCUCAAUACACUCCUCGUGAUCCGUAUUUCAUGCCAAGUCUCCAGACCUCCAAGCAAAGCGAAUACUAUUAUUCCCGACCGAUGGCCACGCAGGAGUCGGCGAAUUCAACUCGGCAGGAUGAGUACCAUCACUACCGAACCAAUCCCAAUUUCUAUCACAGCCGUGAUACGCCUCCGGCAGCGGAGCGAAAUGCGCCUGUAGCGACGCAGAACGAGUACCACUGCUACAAGAACCAGCCCGAGUUUCAUCAUCAUCGACGUGAUGGUUUAAAUAUUCCUUCGACAACACCUCAAGGCGCGCCGAUGGGCAUGCAAGUGGCUACGGCCACUGAGAAUAAACUAGGCCAAGUGGCUCAGCAACGAGGCUUCUACUAUACUCGGCCACAGGCGCGGCCUCCGCCAGCGAGUGGGCAAUUUGUUUCACAUCAGCAAGAGGUCACGACUUCGAUGCGGGAUGCUUAUUAUCAUCGCCGGGACCAGGGAAAUUUACGAAAGUAA
Aspergillus novofumigatus IBT 16806 is the source of this 597-nucleotide messenger RNA. RefSeq lists its product as uncharacterized. The record is from RefSeq and is a predicted model, not a curated record. The transcript is spliced from 3 exons. Bases 1 to 597 code for a protein of 198 amino acids. Lineage: Eukaryota; Fungi; Ascomycota; Eurotiomycetes; Eurotiales; Aspergillaceae.